Penicillium pulvis is the source of this 1959-nucleotide messenger RNA. RefSeq lists its product as uncharacterized. The record is from RefSeq and is a predicted model, not a curated record. Gene Ontology annotation, molecular function: serine-type peptidase activity. The transcript is spliced from 6 exons. Lineage: Eukaryota; Fungi; Ascomycota; Eurotiomycetes; Eurotiales; Aspergillaceae. Gene Ontology annotation, biological process: proteolysis. The coding region runs from base 1 to 1959 and encodes 652 amino acids.
AUGUUCCUCAAGGCAAAAUUGUUUGCCCCGGUUGCUUUGGCGGCAGUCUGCGGGGCAAAUAUUGCACGCGAUAUUGAACCAUCGACCACUUCGAUUACCCAUGAAUUGGCGUAUCAAUGCUUGAUGUCGAUGCCUUUUGAUUCGGACCGUGCGGUUGUUUUUUUGACUCAAGUCCGGAAAAUGCUUGAGUUUCAGUCAACGGUUGAUAUUCUCAAGAAUCCACCGUCUGGUUAUGACAUGCCUGCUGUCGAUCUUCUAGGAGGGAUUGACUCUAUUCUAGACAAUGUCAACAACGAAACCUAUUCUAGCCAAUUUGAGAUGGACUUGGAUGUCUCUAAUCUCAUAACAUCUGCUCAUGAUGGUCACUUGGUAUUUCAACUGUGUUCGCAGUCAAUCUUCAGCUUUCAAAUUGAUUUGCCUCUUGUGUCUAUCUCGUCGGAUGGGCUUUCACUGCCGGAAGUGUACACGAUGAGCGAUGCGAAGGCUCAAAAAGAUGGUUUGAAGGACGUGUCACCUAUUGAAUCCAUAAACGGCACUGCUGUUGCCGAGUAUCUUGGAUCAUAUGCGUUCAGCCAAAGUCUUCAAGACCGUGAUGCGCAGUACAAUCGAGUCUUCCCGGCACUGGCACGCACCUUUACCAAUACGCCUACAAACCAGAAUGGCAUCUGGGUUACCAAUAGUGCUUGGACUGAAGGGUCAGAGCUCGUCGUCAAGUACGCCAACGGAAGCAGCCAUACUGUACAGAAGACCGCUACGCCAAUGGAGCGAUACUUCUCCUAUCAGAAUGGAACAGAACUGUACAAUAUCAACUGUCUUCCGCAAAGCUUGCCAACGGAGACGAGCUCUGACGCGGGCGCUGAGCAGGCAUCCGAAGAUACUGGGCUCCCUGGUGCUACAUUGGGCAAUCCUGAGAGCUCUAUUGCUGGCUACUUCUCAAACCUUACUAGUCUUCAAGACACGGCUAUUCUCUUCUUGCCGACAUUCUCCUCGAGUCCAACCCAAGUGGCUCAAGUGGCUGUUGACUUCUUACAAAAUGUCACAGCAGCCGGAAAGAAGAAUAUCUUGAUCGACGUUACUGCCAAUCCUGGAGGAUACAUGUCUACAGGUAUAGACAUGUCCCGUAUUUUCUUCCCAAACUCAUUCCCCUAUACAGCGACACGAUUCAGAGCCCAUGAGGCUGCGAAGUAUCUGACCCAGGCCUACUCGCGUGAUAACACCAAGGAUACGAGCAAUAUCUUCGCCUACAAGGAAAUGGUCACACCGAACCAGCAGAAUGGUUUCCUUUCCUGGGAAGAUCUUUAUGGUCCUCAUGAUAUCUUGGGAAGCUCUUCAUCUAGCCUCCUGGCCAAUUUCAACUACACAUCUUCCUCAUCCAAGUCAUUCCCGAUUAAUGGAUACGGUUCUGUUCCGCUGAAUCCAAACAAGGCUCUCUUCGCCGCAGAAAACAUCGCUAUCAUAACAGACGGCGACUGCGUCUCUACCUGCGCCUUCUUCGUCAAAUUGAUGAAGCGCCAAGGCGUCCGCACAAUCGCCUUCGGUGGCCGUCCCACAAAUGAACCCAUGCAGGGCGUUGGCGGCGUAAAGGGAGGCCAAUCUCUUGGAGUCGACUAUAUCAACGGCUACAUCCAGCAAGCGAACACACUGAUUCGCAACACAGCCAACACAUCCUCUCCACUCCUCACACGGGCCGAAUGGAAGAGAUUCAAUGAGUCCAGCCCUAGUCUUGCAGAAUCUUUCGCAUGGAGCGGCAAUUUGAAUCUGCGUAAUGAGUAUGAUCCGGAUGAUGAUGAGACGCCGUUGCAGUUUGUUUAUGAAGCAGCGGAGUGUCGACUUUUCUACACACUGGAGAAUUACUUGCAGCAGGAGACGGUCUGGGAGGCUGCUGCUAAGGCGAUGUUUGGGAGUUUUGGAUGUGUGAAUGGGUCUACCGGUGGGACGGGUAGUUUGGAUGAUUCGUGA